AAAACUGUACAGUAUCACUGUUAGCUGAAAGAAAUACGGCAUGUACUUUCAAUCAAUCAAUUGCCUUCAAUGACGUAGUGACAAAUGGACAUUUCAGAAAAGUUUGAUUUAGCUCGUUGGCUGCCUACUCUGCACUUUGAACAGUGUGGGUACAGCAUCUUUCACUUCAGUGUUUUUUAACUGUGGGAACUCAAAUAACUGAAACACUUGCUGAACCUCUGCUCUGCUGUCAUUCUGAAAUGACAACAGGUGAGACGUCAGGUAAACUGACAAUCGUGGGCUUGUUGAGUUUAGUUCUGUGGGUGUCUGCGAGAAAUCCCACAGCAGCAGGUAGGAAGUGAAGGCAACACAGCUCGAGCCCUGAGUGUCAGUGUAGCAUGAGGCGAGGGCGGCGAGACACACACACCAUGAUGGUGGACUUUGUUAUGAGCGGGAAUGGAAACCAUGCCGUGCCUCUGUUGGUUUAGUCAUUUUCCUGCCCAAAACAGCUGAAAACCUGAGUUUUAAGGCGUAAUAAGUCGGCGAUGAGUGAACUUGUGACGAGAAGACGAGCAGGACGCCGUCUGGCGGACUUCAGAAGCAGAUGGAGUGAACUGCCUAAAAGCGGUCUGAUCUCAGAGUCUGGUGGAACCAUCCCAGGUGAAGAUGGGGGUGGACGACCGAAAGCCCUCAAGAGGCUAAGUGCCAUGUGGUCAUCCUUUCGCAAAGGCAAAAGAGAUAGAGUGAAAGACCAAGAACCCCCAGAGCCAGGCCCGAUUUUGGAAGAGAAAGCGACCAGGCAACCACGUUUUGUCAGUGGUCAAUACUUUUUUGAGUACCUGGUGGUUGUCAGUCUCAAGAAAAACAAGAAUGGCAGCAACUACGAACCUCAGAUCACCUACCAAUUUCCUAAGAGAGAUGGGAUGGCGAGAUUUCAAAAGGAGGAAGAGGAGCGCACACUAAAGGCAAUCACGCUGUUCUGCUUCCCUGAGGGUAUCAAAUGGGCACCUUUGACAGAAUAUCACAGCGAGACCUUUUCAUUUGUGUUGACGGAGAUUGACGGCAGUCGAAGAAAUGGAUACUGCAGGAGACUGCUGCCUGGCGGGAAGGGGGCUCGUCCACCUGAGGCAUACUGUAUCAUCAGCAGCCUGGCUUGUUUUGGCCUGUUUUCGAAGAUUUUUGAUGAGGUCGAGAAGAGGCGGCAGAUCUCCAUGGCUAUGAUAUAUCCAUUCAUGCAGAAACUGCGAGAGGCUCCAUUCCCAGCUCCUGGAAACACUGUGGAGAUUAAAAGCUUCAUUCCUGAGUCAGGCACUGAGAUCAUCAGCCUGACGCGGCCGCUGGACUCCUGGCUGGAACAUGUCAACUUUGAAGUGCUGUUUAGCUGCCUUACAGAUGAGGAGGUGCUUCUGGUGUUUGCGGCAGCUGUCUUAGAGAGACGCAUCAUUUUCAUUGCUGAUGAGUUGGGCACGCUAUCUCAGGUCAUUCAUGCAGUUGCAGCCCUUCUUUAUCCUUUUACCUGGCAGCACACCUUGAUUUCAAUAGUUCCAGAGAUCCUGAUUGAUGUCGUGAUGGCGCCCACCCCAUAUCUGCUGGGGGUCCAGAAGCGGCUGCUGGACCACGUCACCGACCAAAAUGACAUGCUGUUAGUGGAUCUAUCAGAGAACAAAAAUAAAACCUUCAUUGUUUCAAUUGGUGACGAGUGCUCUAUUCUGCCCCCCAAACUCCAAAGUGAAAUCCAAGAGGCACUCAGUCAGAGAAAGAAAGCAUCAUCGACAGAAGAUCUGAACCGUGUGGUGUCGGAGGCAUUCCUUCUGUUCUUUGUGAAAACAGUUGGACAUUAUAUGUCCUAUGUGAAAAGCAAUCCUGCUGGAAAGCAGAGGGUAUUUGAGAAGAGGAGCUUCUACAAGGCCAUCGAGUCAAAGACCACACGCCACUUUGUCAAGAAGUUUAUCCAGACACAGAUGUUUGAUCUGUUCAUCCAGGAGGUGGAGCAGCAGCAGACUGGACCCCAGCAGGGAAUAUUUCACAAAAAGAUUGUGGAAUACCAGGAAAAGAAGAAAAAGGAAAAGACAAAGAAACACUAGUUCUUUGCAUGUGGUCCGGAGUGUAUAUGAUAGGAACAUAGGAAUACAUGCCAGUGUUGCACUGUUUUUAUUUUGUCAUUUUCUGUUAUUGAUGUACCAAAGUGCGACACAUACUGUAUUGCUAUUUUUGCUGCUACUUUGUCAAGACACUGGUUUACAGUCUGUUGCUGGUGAGCAGGAAAUAAUUUCAAAUAAAGACUAGUUUUUUAAGCUAUAUAUACAUGCAAUGCUCACAAAGCCAUGGUACGACCAGACACUUAAAAACUGCAAUAUGAAGGUAAGGCCGUUUGACUGAUGUUGCAUCAGCAGAGCACCUGCUCAAAAGGUCGCCUGCUGUAACCAUGGGGGCAUUUGGUGCUCCACUGAUAGUUGAGUGCCAAGAAGUGCCAAUGAAAUAACAUCCUCCAGAUGAUGCCUAACAGAACGCAGGUGUACGAGUUGAUAUGCGAUAAUUGCUGACAACUAAAUAAAAUACAUUUAACUUGAUUGCAGCAAUCUAACUUGCUUACGUGACAGCAGAGACACUGAACAGCGAGAUGUACAGGAAGUGAGUGCAUUGCUGCUUAUAGCCACACAACCACCACAGGAUGUGGCAGAAACAUUCUCACAGAUGCAAAGAAACACGGGUGAUGCUUUCUGCUCUUUCAUCAGUCUGGUGGAACUCAACAUGGGACCAUUAGUGCCUGCAUUCUGACUCCGCAUUCAACUUUUUCCAGCAGCUGAUUCAUGUAUAAGAUGGAAUGGACAAUGUCUUAUCUGGCACCUUCCCUGACGAGGGUCUUGGGCUUUGAUACUGUUGGAAUUUUUCAUUUUAAUGUGAACAUAAUAGUGCACUGUUAACAAUUAAUACAGCUAUUUUCAUAGAUGAUGAUAAUUUAAGCAAACCUUCAAAAGCCUGGGCAGAUGAUACAAUGCAAGCCUCAAGGACAAAGACCAGGUGCGGGUAUUAAGGCAGGACAUCACCACCAGUCUAGACACCAUCAACAAGACAAUGCUGCCAGGGAAGCUCAAACUCUGGUGUCUAAAAUUUGGACUUCUCCCUAGGAUAAUGUGGCCACUCACGAUCUAUGAGGUCCCAAUAACAACGGUGGAAAAGUGGCUUGGGGUCCCACUCUGACCAACAUCAGCAUCUAUGGCGAAGGAGUCCUUGAACUACCCACCACGAGCCUCACUGAAGAAUUUUAGUGCCCUAAAGUGAGACUACAGAUGACAUUGAAGGACUCCAGAGAUCAGACCGUCGGAAAUGCUGCACCACCUCUGUCAACGGAAGGAAAUGGACACGGUGGCCCAUGGAGGUGUCAUGGGCCUAUUAUCGAAACACCAAUGAAGGAGGGUACUCACCUAACGACCCUAAAGAAGUUUUAAACCCAUCCCCUUCCUUC
This is a messenger RNA of Dunckerocampus dactyliophorus (ringed pipefish), 3445 nucleotides long. RefSeq names its product DENN domain-containing protein 2D-like. The coding region runs from base 525 to 2063 and encodes 512 amino acids. Lineage: Eukaryota; Metazoa; Chordata; Actinopteri; Syngnathiformes; Syngnathidae. The record is from RefSeq and is a predicted model, not a curated record. The transcript is spliced from 14 exons. Gene Ontology annotation, cellular component: nucleoplasm; cytosol.